GCGGGCGGCGGCGGGGGCGCGGGGCUGCGGCUGCUGUCUGCCAACGUGCGCCAGCUGCACCAGGCGCUGACGGCGCUGCUGAGCGAGGCGGAGCGGGAGCAGUUCACGCACUGCCUGAACGCUUACCACGCGCGCCGCAACGUCUUCGACCUGGUGCGCACCCUGCGCGUGCUGCUGGACAGCCCGGUCAAGCGGCGCCUGCUGCCCAUGCUGCGCCUGGUCAUCCCGCGCUCCGAUCAGCUGCUCUUCGACCAGUACACGGCCGAGGGCCUCUACCUGCCCGCCACCACCCCCUACCGGCAGCCGGCCUGGGGCGGCCCCGACGGCGCGGGGCCCGGGGAGGUGCGCCUGGUGAGCCUGCGGCGCGCCAAGGCCCACGAGGGCUUGGGCUUCAGCAUCCGCGGGGGCUCCGAGCACGGCGUGGGCAUCUAUGUGUCGCUGGUGGAGCCAGGCUCUCUGGCCGAGAAGGAAGGGCUGCGAGUCGGGGACCAGAUUCUGCGUGUCAACGACAAAUCCCUCGCGCGGGUGACCCACGCUGAGGCUGUCAAGGCUCUGAAGGGCUCCAAGAAACUGGUGCUGUCUGUGUACUCGGCGGGGCGCAUCCCUGGGGGCUAUGUCACCAACCACAUCUACACCUGGGUGGAUCCCCAGGGCCGCAGUGCCUCCCCGCCCUCAGGCCUGUCCCAGACCCCCAGCGGCACCCUGAGGCCGUGUGAGGGUGACUCCAGGAGCACCCUGAACCUUCUGCAAGGCAGCGAUGAGAAAAAGGUGAACCUGGUGCUGGGGGAUGGCCGAUCACUGGGCCUCACAAUCCGAGGGGGAGCUGAGUAUGGCCUGGGCAUUUAUGUCACCGGCGUGGACCCGGGCUCCGAAGCAGAAGGCAGCGGACUCAAGGUCGGGGACCAGAUUCUGGAGGUCAACGGGCGGAGCUUUCUCAACAUCCUGCAUGAUGAGGCGGUCAGGCUGCUCAAGUCAUCCCAGCACCUCAUCCUGACCGUGAAGGACGUCGGGAGGCUGCCCCAUGCCCGCACCACUGUGGACGAGACCAAGUGGAUUGCCAGUUCCCGGAUUGGGGACACCGCCACGCAAUCAGCAGGGUUUCCUGGGGACCUUACAACGGAAGGGACAAACAAGCCGGGAUUCUACAAGGGGCCAGCCGGCUCCCAGGUGACGCUGAGCAGCCUGGGGAACCAGACACGCCUGCUGCUGGAGGAGCAGGCGCGGCACCUGCUGAACGAGCAGGAGCGAGCCACCAUGGCCUACUACCUGGAGGAGUACCGCAGGGGCAGCGUCUCCGUGGAAGCCCUGGUCAUGGCCCUGUUCGAGCUGCUCAACACGCACGCCAAGUUCUCACUCCUGUCUGAGGUGAGAGGUACCAUCUCCCCCCAAGACCUGGACCGCUUCGACCACCUGGUGCUGAGGCAGGAGAUCGAGUCCAUGAAAGCACGGCAGCCCCCGGGCCCUGGGGCUGGGGACACCUACUCCAUGGUCUCCUGCAGCGACACAGGCUCAUCCACAGGCAGCCACGGCACCUCCACCACGGUCAGCUCUGCCAGGGAGCGGCUGCUGUGGCUAAUAGACCUGAUGGAGAACACUCUGGACCUGGAGGAAACCGGUGAGGCUGUCCAGGGCAAUAUGAACGCCCUCCCAGAUGUUUCCCUGGAUGACGUCAAAGCCACCACGGAGGGGCUGCCUGGCUACAAGCCGCCACCCCCCCCACCCCCUCUGGCCCAAGGCCACAGCCGCCCGCCUGCCCAGCAGAGGAAGCCAGGGAAGGAGGACCUCCAGGCACCUUCCUCCGCGUCUUCCCACUCGGGCAUCGUCUUCUCGGCCCCUCGGAACCACAGCCCGCCGGCGGGCACUGCGCCCGCCCUGGGGGCCCCCUCAGCACAAGACCCGCCCUCCUCCCCCAUCUAUGCCUCUGUUUCCCCUGCCAACGCCCGCUCCAAGAGGCCACUGGACGCCCACCUGGCCCUGGUCAGCCAGCGCCCCAUUGGCCCCUUCCCCCGAGUCCAGUCGCCACAGCACCUCAAAAGCCCCCCGGCAGAGGCCAUGCUGGCAGGGGGCUGCCUCCCGCCACCCUCCCCCUCCAGCCGGCCGGACAUGACGGGCACAAACCAGCACUUCGUCAUGGUGGAGGUGCACCGGCCGGACAGCGAGCCGGACGUGAACGAAGUGAGGGCGCUGCCCCAGACGCGCACAGCCUCCACGCUCUCCCAGCUCUCGGACAGUGGGCAGACCCUGAGCGAGGACAGUGGCGUGGAUGCCGGCGAGGCAGAGGCCAGCGCCCCAGGCCGAGGCAGACAGAUGGCAUCCACCAAGAGCAGGAGUAGCAAGGAGCCGCCUCGGAAUGAGAGGACCACAGAAGGGGCCGCCAAACCGCCCGGACUCCUGGAGCCCACGUCCACCCUGGUCCGCGUGAAGAAAAGUGCAGCCACCCUGGGCAUCGCCAUCGAGGGUGGUGCCAACACCCGCCAGCCCCUGCCUAGGAUCGUCACAAUUCAGCGAGGCGGUUCGGCCCACAACUGUGGGCAGCUCAAGGUGGGCCACGUGAUCCUGGAGGUGAACGGGCUGACGCUUCGGGGCAAGGAACAUCGGGAGGCCGCACGCAUCAUUGCCGAGGCCUUCAAGACCAAGGAGCGGGACUACAUCGACUUUCUGGUCACCGAGUUCAAUGUGAUGCUCUAGAAGCCCGACGGCCUCCCGCUGCUGCCCAGUCCCUGGCCCCAGUCCCUCCUCCCUCCUGGCACUAGCAAGCCCCAUGAGGGCCGGGGCUGCGUGGCCAGGGAGCAGGAAGACGCCCCCCGCUCUUUCCCGGCCCAUUGGCCCAGAAUCAGGAGAAGGAAGCCCGGCGAGGCAGACAGGAGGGCAGGGCAGGAUCUGGGCCAUGCCCAGUGUACACAGUAGGCCGCCCACUACAAGCGUGGGUUCAGGAAGGAGAGAAGGUCCACCUGAGGCCUGCGGGGACCUGUUCCUCUGGGUUGGAUAAGGGGCACCGUGUCCCCCUUCCCUGCCAGCAAGGGCCUGGCCCAUCCUCAGAUGUCUGAGCCUUUAUCUGGGGUGAGGCCACAUGUGAAUUCAUGGACACAGCACCCCCCCUAGGGGGGGCAUCUCACAGGACCUUUAGUGCCACAAAUAAGCAUCAAGCAACCCCCUCCCAUUCCACACCCCCCUCUUCCUGGCUCCUUACCCCCUGCCAUAGUAUUUAUUAUUUAUUUCCCCUCUCCUCACCCCUGGGGACCCCCAGCCCUCAGUGUCCCACCGCACCCCCAGCCUAUCCCAGAGGCCUUGCAGGUGACCAGCGAUGUCAGUGUAUUUAUAUACAGAGCUUAUGACUUUAAUUUUUCAAUAAAGAAAUCGGAACAAGGUCA
Messenger RNA from Suricata suricatta (meerkat), 3371 nucleotides. It is a transcript of the gene WHRN, whose product is annotated as whirlin. Gene Ontology annotation, biological process: sensory perception of sound; auditory receptor cell stereocilium organization. Gene Ontology annotation, cellular component: cilium; stereocilia ankle link complex; stereocilium tip. Lineage: Eukaryota; Metazoa; Chordata; Mammalia; Carnivora; Herpestidae. The record is from RefSeq and is a predicted model, not a curated record. The transcript has 13 exons. Gene Ontology annotation, molecular function: protein binding. The annotation marks the transcript as partial.